This is a messenger RNA of Penicillium pulvis, 963 nucleotides long. RefSeq lists its product as uncharacterized. Lineage: Eukaryota; Fungi; Ascomycota; Eurotiomycetes; Eurotiales; Aspergillaceae. The transcript has 6 exons. The record is from RefSeq and is a predicted model, not a curated record. The coding region runs from base 1 to 963 and encodes 320 amino acids.
AUGUCCGCAAAACAAAUUCUUCGCUCCGAGGCCAUUCUCGAAAAGUAUGGCAAAGCAAUUGCUGGAAAGACAAUCUUGAUCACUGGCAUCUCCGAUAUAUCCAUUGCCGGAGAACUGGCAAUCCAGCUCUCCACCGCCAACCCCAAACUCCUUAUCCUGAGUGCUCGAGCCGAAUCAAAGGUAACUUCCGUGAUCGAAAAGAUCAAAGAAACCAAGCCCAAUGUCAUGACUCGAUUCUUCAACAUGGAUCUUAACUAUCUGAGUGGAAUUCGCGAAGCCGUUGAACAUGAUCUUGCGGAUAUUAAUCAGAUCGACCAUGUGAUCUGCGCAGCUGGAGUGAUGGCUUGUCCCUACACAACGACAAAAGAUGGGGUUGAGAUGCAGUUUGGCGUCAACUACCUAGCCAACUUCUUGCUAGUCAAGCUUCUUCUUCCUAAGGUUCAAGCUGCAGGCCCAUCGUCUUCUAUCAUCAGUGUGGCGAGUGCUGCUGCUCGACAAGGUAAGGUAGAUUUUGAUGAUAUCGGCUUUAGUAACGGAGAAACCUACGAGCCAAUCGCUGCAUAUUGCCAGUCCAAAGUUGCACGGGUCAUGUUCGCCAAGAAACUCAGUGAGAACUUGAAGGGCCAAGGGAUCCGAGUCUAUAGUAUUGACCCUGGCUCCGUUACCACCGGACUCCAACGUCAUGUGGAUGCAGAAAUGGCAGCAGCUAUUGAGAAAUUGAGGAAAGGCGGAUAUUUCGUCGACUUCGAUGGAAAUCAAUGGCAAUCUCAGCCGCGUACCACUCGCUCUGAGGGUGCAGCAACCAUCAUCACGGGCAUGAUCGAUCCCACAAUCACAGAUCACAAUGGAGCUUAUUUGAGCCAAAACGCUCUUGCGGACGAUGAGCUGCAUAGCCAUAUCCUCGACGAGAAGAACUGGGCCCGACUUUGGGAACUAAGCGAGAAAUUGAUCCAAGGUCAAUGA